GAGGGCACAGGUCCAGACCUUAACCUACCUACACAGGAGGGCACAGGUCCAGGCCUUAACCUACCUACACAGGAGGGCACAGGUCCAGGCCUUAACCUACCUACACAGGAGGGCACAGGUCCAGGCCUUAACCUACCUACACAGGAGGGCACAGGUCCAGGCCUUAACCUACCUACACAGGAGGGCACAGGUCCAGGCCUUAACCUACCUACACAGGAGGGCACAGGUCCAGGCCUUAACCUACCUACACAGGAGGGCACAGGUCCAGGCCUUAACCUACCUACACAAGAGGGCACAACUCCAGGCCUUAACCUACCGGCACAGGUCCAGGCCUUAACCUACCUACACAGGAGGGGCACAGGUCCAGGCCUUAACCUACCUACACAGGAGGGGCACAGGUCCAGGCCUUAACCUACCUACACAGGAGGGGCACAGGUCCAGGCCUUAACCUACCUACACAGGAGGGGCACAGGUCCAGGCCUUAACCUACCUACACAGGAGGGGCACAGGUCCAGGCCUUAACCUACCGGCACAGGUCCAGGCCUUAACCUACCUACACAGGAGGGCACAGGUCCAGGCCUUAACCUACCUACACAGGAGGGCACAGGUCCAGGCCUUAACCUACCUACACAGGAGGGCACAGGUCCAGGCCUUAACCUACCUACACAGGAGGGCACAGGUCCAUGCCUUAACCUACCUACACAGGUCCAGACCUUAACCCAUGCACACAGGUCUAUUCCAGAGAAUUUACAGCUGUGUGCACAGGUCUAUACCAGAGAGUACAUGACCAUGUAGACAAGAGAGCACAGUUGUGCACGCAGGUCUAUACCAGAGAGAAGAGACAGCCAUGCACACAGGUCUAUACCAGAGAGAAGAGACAGCCAUGCACACGGGUCUAUACCAGAGAGAAGAGACAGCCAUGCACACGGGUCUAUACCAGAGAGAAGAGACAGCCAUGCACACAGGUCUAUACCAGAGAGAAGAGACAGCCGUGCACACAGGUCUAUACCAGAGAGAAGAGACAGCCAUGCACACAGGUCUAUACCAGAGAGAAGAGACAGCCGUGCACACAGGUCUAUACCAGAGAGAAGAGACAGCCAUGCACACAGGUCUAUACCAGAGAGAAGAGACAGCCAUGCACACAGGUCUAUACCAGAGAGAAGAGACAGCCAUGCACACAGGUCUAUACCAGAGAGAAGAGACAGCCAUGCACACAGGUCUAUACCAGAGAGAAGAGACAGCCAUGCACACAGGUCUAUACCAGAGAGAAGAGACAGCCAUGCACACAGGUCUAUACCAGAGAGAAGAGACAGCCAUGCACACAGGUCUAUACCAGAGAGAAGAGACAGCCAUGCACACAGGUCUAUACCAGAGAGAAGAGACAGCCAUGCACACAGGUCUAUACCAGAGAGAAGAGACAGCCAUGCACACAGGUCUAUACCAGAGAGAAGAGACAGCCAUGCACACAGGUCUAUACCAGAGAGAAGAGACAGCCAUGCACACAGGUCUAUACCAGAGAGAAGAGACAGCCAUGCACACAGGUCUAUACCAGAGAGAAGAGACAGCCAUGCACACAGGUCUAUACCAGAGAGAAGAGACAGCCAUGCACACAGGUCUAUACCAGAGAGAAGAGACAGCCAUGCACACAGGUCUAUACCAGAGAGAAGAGACAGCCAUGCACACAGGUCUAUACCAGAGAGAAGAGACAGCCAUGCACACAGGUCUAUACCAGAGAGAAGAGACAGCCAUGCACACAGGUCUAUACCAGAGAGAAGAGACAGCCAUGCACACAGGUCUAUACCAGAGAGAAGAGACAGCCAUGUAAAUGAGUGCCUCAUUCCUCCUGAAAAGUGAAAGUGAAGGCAGUUGCCUCGGGUGUUCCUGCAUGCCUUUUGGUAUAUUAGAGUACAGUCAAAGUGAAGGAAAUCCAUUUUCCCAUUCUUCAUAUAUUCUCCAUGCUCUGGGUUGUUGGUUCCCUUUUAGUAAAGAUUCUAUAGAAUUUGAUCCAUAGUGUUAUUUCCUUUUACACGGGUGUUCCAGUCGUGUCUACCUGUUGGUCUUUCGGGUGGAUCUGAUUGGCCGUUC
Rana temporaria (common frog) is the source of this 2085-nucleotide messenger RNA. RefSeq lists its product as uncharacterized. The transcript has 3 exons. Lineage: Eukaryota; Metazoa; Chordata; Amphibia; Anura; Ranidae. The record is from RefSeq and is a predicted model, not a curated record. The coding region runs from base 848 to 1825 and encodes 325 amino acids.